Zalophus californianus (California sea lion) is the source of this 7301-nucleotide messenger RNA. RefSeq names its product kinesin family member 27 (gene KIF27). The transcript has 18 exons. Gene Ontology annotation, biological process: mitotic spindle organization; microtubule-based movement. Gene Ontology annotation, molecular function: microtubule motor activity; ATP binding; microtubule binding. NCBI's taxonomy places the organism in Eukaryota, Metazoa, Chordata, Mammalia, Carnivora, Otariidae. The record is from RefSeq and is a predicted model, not a curated record. The coding region runs from base 248 to 4450 and encodes 1400 amino acids.
CCCGGCCGGGAGGGGCCGCGUCCGGGACUGGCUUCGCCGGUUGCCCGGAGAACCCACGACAACAAAAGGCCCGACCGGCGGCGGCGGCGGCGGCCGGGCGGAGCGAACCUGGGUAGUUCUGCGCUGUGCUCGCCGCCGGAGACCGGGGCUUUCUCGAGCUGGAGUCCAGAUCUUACAUAAAAUGGAUAUUUCUCACACUAGAUAUUGAAUAUUAAGUAGAAAGUUAUUUAGUAACAUCUAAGCUGCUAUGGAAGAAAUACCAGUAAAAGUUGCUGUAAGAAUCCGACCUCUGCUGUGCAAAGAAGUUCUUCAUAAUCAUCAAGCUUGUGUGAGAGUUAUUCCAAACACCCAGCAAAUUGUCAUUGGGAGAGAUAGAGUCUUUACUUUUGAUUUUGUUUUUGGCAAAAAUUCCACUCAAGAUGAAGUUUAUAAUACAUGUAUAAAACCACUAGUGUUAUCACUCAUUGAGGGCUAUAAUGCAACCGUUUUUGCCUAUGGACAAACUGGAUCCGGGAAGACCUACACCAUUGGAGGAGGCCAUGUUGCUUCAGUUGUGGAAGGACAAAAGGGUAUCAUCCCUCGAGCUAUCCAAGAAAUAUUUCAAAACAUCUCUGAAAAUCCUAGCAUUGACUUUAGUAUUAAAGUGUCUUAUAUAGAAGUAUAUAAGGAAGACCUAAGAGAUCUUCUAGAAUUGGAAACAUCUAUGAAGGAUCUUCACAUCCGAGAAGAUGAAAAAGGCAACACAGUGAUUGUUGGGGCCAAAGAAUGCCAGGUGGAGAGCGCAGAUGAGGUGAUGAGUCUCCUGGAGAUGGGGAAUGCAGCCCGGCAUACAGGUACCACCCAAAUGAACGAGCACUCCAGUAGAUCACAUGCAAUUUUUACAAUCGGUAUUUGUCAAGUGGAGAAAAACAUGGAGGCCGGUGAAGACGGAUCGUGGUACUCCCGUCGGCAGAUUGUCUCAAAGUUCCACUUUGUGGACUUGGCUGGCUCCGAAAGAGUAACCAAAACAGGGAAUACUGGUGAACGGUUCAAAGAAUCCAUUCAGAUCAACAGUGGGCUGCUGGCUUUGGGCAACGUCAUCAGCGCUCUUGGGGACCCCCGCCGGAAGAGUUCACAUAUUCCAUAUAGGGAUGCGAAAAUCACCCGGCUCCUGAAAGAUUCCCUGGGAGGCAGUGCCAAGACAGUCAUGAUCACUUGUGUCAGCCCAUCCUCCUCAGACUUUGAUGAGUCCUUAAAUUCCCUCAAAUAUGCCAACAGAGCCCGCAACAUUAGAAACAAGCCCACCUUAAACUUCAGCCCCGAGUCAGACCGCAUGGACGAAAUGGAAUUUGAAAUCAAGUUGCUUCGAGAAGCUUUGCAAAGCCAACAGGCUAGCAUCAGCCAAACCAGCCAGAUCCAUCAAGAGGAGACUCCUGAUAAAAACAGGAUCCAUUCUCUUGAGGAGCAAGUAGCUCAGCUACAAGGAGAAUGUCGGAGUUACCAGAAUUGUGUAGAGGAAGCCUUUACCUUUCUGGUGGACUUAAAGGAUGCUGUCAGACUGAACCAGAAGCAGCAACACAAACUGCAGGAGUGGUUGAACAUGACUCAGGAGGUGAGGAAGGCGGUUUUCACCUCCUUCCGAGGGAGCCACAGCAUUGGCAACCUGGAAGAAGGGCCUCAGCAUGUUACGGUUCUCCAGCUGAAGCGAGAGCUGAAGAAAUGCCAGUGUGCGCUGGCUGCUGAUGAAGUUGUAUUUAAUCAGAGAGAACUGGAGGUGAAGGAGCUAAAGAAUCAAGUGCAAAUGAUGGUCCAGGAAAACAAAGGCCACGUGGUAUCUUUGAAAGAAGCACAGAAAGUGAAUAGAUUGCAGAAUGAAAAAAUAAUAGAACAACAACUUCUUGUGGAUCAACUGAGCGAGGAACUAUCAAAACUUAACCUGUCAAUGACCUCUUCAGCUACGGAUCCUUGUGGAGAUGGGCCAGAUGCCAGGACAGCCACAAAGAGGCCGUGUACUGUACCGUUUGAUACUCGUCUGGGGCAUUAUAUUUAUAUCCCAGCCAGACCCGGUUCCAGGAAGGUCUACACAAGUCCUUCUGUGUACUCUCUGGAUCGAGUAGUUGCUGGAUUUCGAACACGAAGUCAGAUGCUGCUGGGUCACAUAGAAGAACAAGAUGAAGUCCUCCACUGCCAAUUUUCUGACAACAGUGAUGACGAAGAAUCUGAAGGCCAAGAGAAAUCUGAAAUUAGAUGUAGAAGUCGCUCAUGGAUUCAAAAGCCAGGCUCUGUUUGUUCUCUUGUUGAAUUGAAUGAUAUUCAGGAUCAAACACAAAAGUCAAGUUUGGGGAAUGAAGAUUUAAAGAUCGAAUGUCUCCAGGAGAGUCAAGAUAUGAAUUUGCAAAAAUUAAGGAAUUCAGAACUCAUACUUACUGAAGCUAAACAAAAAAUGAGAGAACUUACAAUUAACAUCAAGAUGAAGGAAGAUCUAAUUAAAGAAUUAAUAAAAACAGGUAACGAUGCCAAGUCUGUAAGCAAACAGUAUUCUCUGAAAGUAACAAAACUUGAGCACGAAGCAGAACGCGCGAAGGUGGAAUUAACUGAAACAGAGAAGCAGCUACAAGAGCUAGAAAGCAAAGAUCUUUCUGAUGUUGCUUUGAAGGUAAAAUUACAGAAGGAGUUCCGUAAAAAGAUGGAUGCCGCAAAGCUAAGAGUCCAGGUCUUACAGAAGAAACAACAAAAUAGUAAGAAAUUGGCAUCACUGUCAAUCCAAAAUGAGAAACGUGCUAAUGAACUAGAACAGAAUGUAGAUCACAUGAAAUAUCAAAAAGUACAGCUGCAAAAAAGACUUCAUGAAGAAAGUGAAAAAAGGAAGCAACUGGAUGCCGAAAUCAAGCGAGAUCAACAAAAAAUCAAAGAACUAAAGUUAAAAACAGAACAGGAAGAAGCUCUGAAACUGAGAGCUGAGGACCUCGAUGCAUUUAAGAUGAAAAAGAGAAAAGGUUCAUUUGGAACAACAGACCAACUCCAGAAAUUGGAUGAGCAAAAGAAAUGGUUAGAUGAAGAAGUCGAGAAAGUCCUGAACCAACGCCAAGAAUUGGAGGAGCUGGAAGAAGACUUAAAGAAGCGAGAGGCCAUAGUUUGUAAGAAGGAGGCCCUGUUACAGGAGAAGAGCCACCUGGAAAAUAAGAAGUUGAGAUCAAGUCAGGUCUUAAACAAAGAUAGUUUGAAAAUAUCAACUCGCCUGAACUUGUUGGACCGAGAGUUGUCUGAAAAGAAUGUAGAGCUUCAACGCAGCACAGCUGAGGAGCAAGUAAAGAUUUCAGAGCGAGUUCAAGCCCUCCAGAAAGAAAAGGAUCAGCUACAGAGACGAAGGAACAGUGUGGAUGAGAGACUUCAAAAUGGUAGUGUGUUAUCACCUGAAGAAGAACAUGUUCUUUUCCAACUUGAAGAAGGGAUUGAAGCUUUGGAAGCUGCAAUUGAAUACAAGAAUGAAAGUAUCCAGAGCCGCCAGAACUCGCUCAGAGCUUCACUCCAAAACCUCUCUCAUAGCGAAGCAAAUGUCAUGGAAAAACUCAUUUGCCUGAGUCCUGCUGAGAUUAGAGCUAUUCUUUUCAGAUAUUUCAAUAAGGUGGUCAAUUUGCGAGAAACCGAACGGAAGCUACAGUUACAGAAUGAAGAAAUUAAAAUGAAGAUUCUGGAACGGGAUAAUAUGGUUCGUGAAUUGGAGUCUGCACUGGAGCAUCUGAAAUUGCAGUGCGACCGGAGACUGACUGUUCAGCAAAAGGAACAUGAGCAAAAAAUGCAGCUGCUGUUACAUCAUUUUCAAGAGCAAGAUGGUGACGGCCUUAUGGAAAUGUUAAAAACAUAUGAAGAUAAAAUCCAGCAGCUGGAAAAAGAUCUUUAUUUCUAUAAGAAAACCAGCAGAGAUCUUAAGAAGAAACUUAAGGAAUUGGUAGGGGAAGCGGUUCGGCGGCAACUAGUACCAUCUGAACAUCAUGAUGCUGGGGAUAGAGUUCUGACCCCUGAAGAAGUAGGCAUGGUUCCAGAAGAAUUAAAAUGGGCAUCCAGAACUGAAAGUAUGAAAUUAAGUGGAAGAGAAAGAGAAUUGGACAAUUCAACAAGCAGUUUAAGAACACAACCAAAUCCUCAGAAGCUCUGGGAAGAUGGCCCAGAAUUACCUUCAAUCUGUAGCUCUUUAACACCCACUAGUGGGCAUUUGUUAAACAAUGAGGAUAAAGUAGAAAUAGAUGAAAAUCAUUUUACAAAAUCUCACAGUCGACUAUCACCCCAAAUCCAGCCAGUGGGAAAUGUGGGAAAGCUUCAUGGUGUCACGUCUGUAAAGUUGUGUCGUAAAGAGUUACGUCAGAUUUCUGCUUUGGAACUAUCAUUACGACGUUCCAGUCUUGGAGUUGUUGGAUCUAUGACUGCUGAUUCCAUUGAAGUAGCUAGGAAACCGAGUGACUUAAAAACUUAGACCUUUAAUAAUAGAACUUUUAAUUUGGUAGAGGUGUAAGAUUCCUUUGUCUAACCUGUUAGAAAUGAAAGUUUAUGCUCACUAGCUCUUCCUUCAGGAUGAAGAAGGGGAGGAAGGAAUCAUUUUGUAUACUAUAGAUGUGUAUAUCUUCUACGAUAUAUUUGGGGAGUUUUAAUUGUUUACAGAUAUUUCCAUAAUAACCAAAUGAACGUGUAUUCUAAUACUGUCAAGUAAUGGAACAUUUAAAUAUUUCCACUUACAAAUUUGCUUAAAAUCCAGGCAUUUUAUAAAGAAGAAAACAAAGAGUGGAAUAGUAAUAUUGCUAUAUAAUGUAGAAGUAUGUUAUAAUACAUUAAUUACACGCUAUAAGUUUAUAAUAUUGUUAUCAAAUGUAUUUGUUACUUUGAAGAGGUCCAGUUAAAUAUUGCUUGUAUGAGAGGGGGCGUUACCUGCUGCAUAUCUUUUGGUACAGCUGAAAAUAUGUGCCAAAAUGCAGUCUGUGGGUUUAAGGCAACUAACUAGAUUUAUGGGUUGAAGUUAAUUUAUGGUCCUCAGAGUCCACAGAGCUUGAGUGAUCAGUCUUGACUUUUUAAACACAGUUCUCUGCUCUUUUUCUGGGAUUGCUUUUAGAAUGUCAUAUUGUUGGUUUGCUAAUAUUAUGGAAUAUAAAUUUUCAUCUCACUCCUACCCUGUCUAUUCAACGUGUCUCUCCCUAGGCUACUAGACUGGGGUAAAGGAUGCAGUUCCAUGCCACAGGGAAACAGAAUAAUGGUAAAGCAUUCUAGCAUUUCAAGGAAAAGAGAUCUGGUCACAUGGAGUAUGCCUGUAAAGCUUGAAGUCUCGCCAGAGGCUCUUUAGCUAACAACCUGAUGAGCCUAAUGGGAGAUUUUUCUCUAAAGCCUGCUUACUCCGGUCUUGCACACAGGCACGCCAGACUGCACUGGGGCUGUAAAUAUGUAAAUGAAAUUUUUCUUCAAGAUUUUUUCAGUCUAAAUCUUAUUAUAUAAAUUUCAGUUUGGAAUUAAGAACUAAAACACUGAUUUGCCCAACAACUAGUUUGUACUUUUUCAUCAUACUUUUUAAUCACAGAAAACAUCCCCUUAUAAUGACCAGAGGUAUUCUGUUACUUUUUGUUACUUGUGUUGUUAUUUUUGUCACUUUUCCAAACUUUCACUUGUAAAAUAAAGUGGUUUCUUAAACUAACUACUGUUUGGGUGGGCCAGUAGUAAAGCCACCCUGACUUAUGGAUGUCUCCUCAAUUCUUGCAGAUUCCAGGUUUUCUUAGGUGAUGCUGCCACUAACAUUUUCCUUUUGUCCUUUCCUUUGUUGUUAUUGACCCUGCCCAUCUUACCUAAGACCCCAACUGUCACUCUGUGCUCAAAUACUUCUGGUUUCCUUUUUCUGGUUUCUAGUGCCUAGGGAGUAGGGUUCCUUGGUUCCCAUUGCUAAAAACCAGUUCCUAGAGGAGAAGAAAACCAAACCAAACCAAACUUCUCAAUCGGUAAUAGUUUCUGUAUCUCUUAAGCAUGGUACUGAAAUUCAUUUAAAUUGUGGGUUAAAUAGACUGCCAUGGACUUUGCUGGGAAUUGAACCACAGUGUAAAGCAUUGGCCCAAUGAGAAACUGCUUUAGACAAGGAAUUUGCAAACUAAUUCAGAAAAUAGGUUUUUAGCAGAGACUAUUUCAGGUCAGACUCUGGUUUUAAGCUAGUUUCUUCUUUUUGCCUCUAGUUUGUAUGAUACAUACUUAGUAUAUAUUAUAUGUAAUGUGUGUGUGUAUAUACUGUAUAUAGAUAUGGCAAAAGCCAGUACCUUAACAAAACACAACAAUGAUAUAUUUAUUAAUGAAUACAUAUUUUAUGGUUAAUGAAGGUCCUAAUUGUAAAUUCCUUAUAAAAUUAAGUAAUAAUUUAGAAAGAGAAUAUAUUGUAACCCUGGAUUCUUAGUUUGCCUAAGAAAUUGACACAUACUUGUUUUACCUGUGGAAAUAGAAAUAUAUUUUCUAAAAGCCAAAGCAUUCUACUCACAAAGCAAGAAAAUUUAUGUCAAACCAACAGUGAUUAGAUUUAAUAAUGCAAAUGUGAACUGACUUCUAAAUAAGAAAGGUACAAUUUUUUUCUUCCUUUGGGUUAAACAUAUAUCCAUAUGCUAUGAUAGAUUUCAUGUACAUACAGAAACACACACAUAUAAAUAAUGUCCUGAAUAAUAAAUACAUUCUGGAAGUGAACCUCUUGUCAUUCUAGUUUAGUGCCCUCACAAAGGAAAGAAAAAUUAAGGCACCUCCCCCAAGGCAAGUAAAAUUUUUUUUUUUUACAUAUACUAGUAAUAAAUUUUCCUCUGUUUCAUGUGCUUUUCUUAGUCUAAUCAUUUUGUCACCGUGUUUGCCUUUUUGUAUGCACAUAAAAUAUGUCUGUGGUUUUCUUUUUUUUGUUCAUUAUGAGUUUUUUCCGCUACUUAUAACAGAGCAUUUGGAAGGAAACAUAUUUGCCUCUGUGAAGUACUGGUUCCUUCCCUAACUUCAGAGUGUUAAAGAUAACAGGGUUGGAGAAUUAUAUAAAUAUGGGAACUAUGGGUGGCAAGAAUACCAAUGAAGGUGAUUUUGUGCUUUAAUGUUUGUUUUCUUCUGCUAAUGGGUUUUUUCAGGUCAAUAGCGUGAUAAGUGCUCAUUUAAGAAUAGGUGUCUUAUGUGAAAGAAGUUAAUAAAAGUCUUAUACUAAGUCUUAGAGUGAAUUGCUAGGGAGUCAGAUCCUUUUUGGGAGUUUGAUUCUAUAGUAAACAUAAAUUCUUAUGUACCAAAUGCAAGAAUGACAUGUUUUGCUCUUUCAGUUAUUUCCUUAGGCACAUACCUGUGAC